Ramularia collo-cygni is the source of this 243-nucleotide messenger RNA. RefSeq lists its product as uncharacterized. Gene Ontology annotation, cellular component: mitochondrion. The record is from RefSeq and is a predicted model, not a curated record. Lineage: Eukaryota; Fungi; Ascomycota; Dothideomycetes; Mycosphaerellales; Mycosphaerellaceae. The transcript is spliced from 2 exons. Bases 1 to 243 code for a protein of 80 amino acids.
AUGCAUCCUCACUUGCACAGAGAAGAUCAGAAAGGAUGCGAAGAGAUCAUGACGGCACUCGAGGAGUGUCAUGCACGCGGCUUCAUGUGGAAAGCGAUUGGCAUGUGUAGCGACACGAAGCGUCAGGUCAACAAAUGUCUACGUGCCGAGCGACUCGAACGAACCGCAUCGAACCGGGAGGAGGCAAAGGCGAAACGCGAGCACGUCAAGAAGCUCUGGGCUGAUAUCGAGGCCAAUUCGUGA